AAGCGGAAGGCUUGGGCGGGGACCGGGGCGGCGACCGCGGACUCUCGGAUUCUGGCUACCCAGCGGGAGUGCGGUGCAGGGACCGAAGCAGUCCCUCUCGGCGAGCCCGGUGCUGUCGCGAGACGCGUGUCUAGUCACCGCAUUGCCACAGCGGCAAGCUCUCGGAGCCCCGCCCCCGCCUGGUUACCCUGGCGGCAGUAGACCUGCCCUGGGAGUGGGGAGAAGGCGCUCUCCAAAGUGCGAGUUGACCUCCAAAAUUUCUGGGCAAGACACUGUCCUCGGAGCCCCCAGCGCAGUCUUUCCAAUGAGGCCUGCAGCACUAGGCUCCCCAGGUCCCACAUCCUUGGAAGAUGAGCAGCCUGUCAUGGUGAAGCUGGAGGACUCAGAGGAGGAGGGCGACGCUGCCCUGUGGGAUCCCGGCCCAGAGACUGCACGCCAGCGUUUUCGACACUUCCACUAUGAGGAGGCAGUGGGUCCCCAAGAGGCCCUGGCCCAGCUCCGGGAGCUGUGCCGCCAGUGGCUACAGCCAGAGGUGCACUCCAAAGAGCAGAUGCUGGAGCUCCUGGUCCUGGAGCAGUUCCUGGGCGCCCUGCCGCCUGAGAUCCAGGCCUGCGUGGAGGGACAGCGGCCAGGCAGCCCUGAAGAAGCAGCUGCCCUGGUCGAGGGGCUUCGCCGGGAGCCAGGAGGGCCCCGGAGAUGGGUCACAGUCCAAGUACAGGGUCAGGAGAUGCUAUCAGAGAAGAUGGAACCCUCCAACUUCCAGCCCCUCCUUCAAACCAAGCCACAGACUCCAGAACGUGGACCUGGGACACCAUUUGAAGCCACACAAGGGUCACCACUCGGCCUUCAGGUGAAAGAGGAGCCCAUGGUUACAGAGGACCCAGAGCUUCUGGAUUCUGGGCCUCUAGCCAAUCCCCAGGAAGCCACUUCCACUCUCCUGCCUAAAGAGGCCCAGGGUUGUGAGAUAGUGCUGGACCAGGCCUCUGCCCACAACGAGACUGGGCUUGAGGGGCCUUCGUGGAGGGAGCAUCCUGGGGCCCUGUGGCAGGAGGAAGCUGGGGGCAUCUUCCCUCCAGGGUUUUCACUCCAGAUGGAAAGCGUCUCUGCUGGCCCUGGCACUGUGAGCCCCCACCUCCGUAUCCCCUGGGACCUGCGCAUGGUUGGCCUCACGGACCAACUCCGGUCACCCUCCCAUGAAAGUGGCUUCUCACAUGCACUCCUGCUCCCCAGUGGCCCAGGAGGUGAGCAGAACCCCACAAAUGAGGGUUCCCGCCAGCUUGUGAGCCCUUUGUUAGCCACAGCCCGCUGGCGUGCCCCCAGGGGCCGGGGCCGGGGCCGCCCCAGCACAAGCCCCGGGGCGGGGCGAGGUGGCCAUUGUGACGUGUGCGGGAAGGUGUUCAGCCAACGCAGUAACCUACUGAGGCACCAGAAAAUACACACAGGAGAGCGGCCGUUCGUGUGCAGCGAGUGUGGCCGGAGCUUCAGCCGAAGCUCGCACCUUCUGCGCCAUCAACUCACACACACUGAGGAGCGGCCGUUUGUGUGCAGCGACUGCGGCCAGGGCUUCGUUCGCAGCACGCGCCUGGAGGAGCACCGGCGCGUGCACACAGGCGAGCAGCCCUUUCGCUGUGCCGAGUGCGGCCAGAGCUUCCGGCAGCGCUCCAACCUGUUGCAGCACCAGCGCAUCCACGGCGACCCCCCGGGCCCCGGCGCGGCGCCCCCUGCACCUCCCGGCGCGCCCGAGCCCCCAGGCCCUUUCCCCUGCAGCGAGUGCCGCGAGAGCUUCACGCGGCGCGCGGUGCUACUAGAACACCAGGCAGUGCACACGGGUGACAAAUCCUUUGGCUGCGUGGAGUGUGGCGAGCGCUUCGGUCGCCGCUCCGUGCUGCUCCAGCACCGGCGAGUACACAGUGGCGAGCGGCCCUUCGCCUGCGCGGAGUGCGGCCAGAGCUUCAGACAGCGCUCCAACCUCACGCAGCACCGGCGCAUCCACACCGGCGAGCGGCCCUUUGCCUGCGCCGAGUGCGGCAAGGCGUUCCGCCAGCGGCCCACGCUCACGCAGCACCUGCGCGUGCACACAGGCGAGAAACCCUUUGCCUGCCCCGAGUGUGGCCAACGCUUCAGCCAGCGCCUGAAGCUCACGCGCCACCAGCGGACGCACACCGGGGAGAAACCCUACCGCUGUAGUGAGUGCGGCCUGGGCUUCACGCAGGUCUCUCGGCUCACCGAGCACCAGCGCAUCCACACGGGCGAGCGGCCCUUCGCAUGCCCUGAUUGCGGCCAAAGCUUCCGGCAGCACGCCAAUCUCACACAACACCGGCGCAUCCACACAGGCGAGCGGCCCUACGUGUGCCCGGAGUGCGGCAAGGCGUUCCGCCAGCGGCCCACGCUCACACAGCACCUGCGUAUCCACCAGCGUGAGAAGCCCUUUGCCUGCCAGGACUGUGGCCGCCGCUUCCACCAGAGCACCAAGCUCAUCCAGCACCAGCGCAUCCACAGUGCCGAGUAAUCGGCGCUCACGGUCCCCCUUCUGUGCAUCCUCCUCUUUUGGCCUUUUGUUGGGAGGAGGAGAGUGUGAGUGUGUGUGUGUGUGUGUGUGUGUGUGUGUGUGUGUACGCGCGCACGCAGAACACUUACCUCACAGGAUUGUUGUGAGGGUUGUGAUCAAGCUUAGGUAUAAGUGGGCCCCCCCCAGGACCUGGCCCCCCCAGUAGGUGUUCAAUAAACAACAGACAGAACCUGGCUCUGGGUAUCCACCCACUCAGUGCCACCCCACCUGGAUGGCUCCCUCUAUCCCCCCCACCCAUCCACUCCUUCAACAACCACACAGUCUCUGUGAGAGCCAUGGCCCCCUGCAGAGGUGAUGCCUAACAGCACCUCGUGGGUGCCACUUUGUACCAUGCCUACUGAUGCCUUCAGCCUGUACAACCGUGGGCCAAGUCAACUACCAGGUGAGGACUGGCCCAGUUUUCCCCACCCAGCCAAGAUCAUCAGAUGCAACAUAAGUUGCAAACUGGUGUCCAGCAGGCCAGAGCUAGGGGUAUGUUUGUAAAACUUUAAACCUAGUAAGUCAUUUCUUAGGCAUUAAAGCUGGAAGGUUUUAUCUAGAAAUCUAGGUUUUUCAUGUAUGUUAACUACCAUCAGGUGGUCAGGUUAGGUUCCCUUUAGGAUAGGACCCCAGCCAAUCUGGAAAUUGAAGUCCACUGGCCCCAGGCCAGUUCCCUAGCCCUCUAAUAACCAUUCACAUUCCAUGGGCCACAGUAGCCACCAACCCUGGCCAGAUGCA
Hyaena hyaena (striped hyena) is the source of this 3286-nucleotide messenger RNA. It is a transcript of the gene MZF1, whose product is annotated as myeloid zinc finger 1. The record is from RefSeq and is a predicted model, not a curated record. The coding region runs from base 305 to 2509 and encodes 734 amino acids. Gene Ontology annotation, biological process: regulation of transcription by RNA polymerase II. The transcript is spliced from 6 exons. Gene Ontology annotation, molecular function: DNA-binding transcription factor activity; RNA polymerase II cis-regulatory region sequence-specific DNA binding. NCBI's taxonomy places the organism in Eukaryota, Metazoa, Chordata, Mammalia, Carnivora, Hyaenidae.